Molecule: messenger RNA, 165 nt
Organism: Colletotrichum abscissum
Lineage: Eukaryota; Fungi; Ascomycota; Sordariomycetes; Glomerellales; Glomerellaceae
Exons: 1
Coding region: 1-165 (54 amino acids)
Source: RefSeq, a predicted model, not a curated record
AUGCGGAGACGUUGGGGCGCUUGGGAUCGUCACCCCGGAGGAAGGGGUCUCGGAGGCAACAGACAAGAUCCGGGCGGAGCCAACCACCUCAAUAUUCAAGUUGAACCUCUGGAGUCAGCGAGUCAUUGCCAGCCCUUCCGAUUUCAUUGUGGUGGACAAAGAUGA